AUGAGUGGUAUACCAGAGGGUAAUCCUACAAACGGAGCAAAAAUAUUUAAACAAAGAUGUGCCCAGUGUCACACACUUGAAGAGGGUGGCAAACACAAGACUGGACCCAAUCUUUUUGGUCUAUUUGGACGUAAAACAGGACAAAUGCCUGGAUUUAGUUACACUCAAGCCAACAAGAGCAAAGGUAUUACGUGGGGAGAGGAUACAUUAUUUAUAUAUUUAGAAGCACCAAAGAAAUAUAUUCCUGGCACUAAAAUGGUUUUCGCAGGUCUCAAGAAAGCCAACGAGAGAGCAGAUCUUAUAGCUUACUUAAAGGAAGCAACUAAAUAG
This is a messenger RNA of Gigantopelta aegis, 330 nucleotides long. RefSeq names its product cytochrome c-like. Gene Ontology annotation, biological process: mitochondrial electron transport, cytochrome c to oxygen; mitochondrial electron transport, ubiquinol to cytochrome c. Gene Ontology annotation, molecular function: electron transfer activity; heme binding. Gene Ontology annotation, cellular component: mitochondrial intermembrane space. NCBI's taxonomy places the organism in Eukaryota, Metazoa, Mollusca, Gastropoda, Neomphalida, Peltospiridae. The record is from RefSeq and is a predicted model, not a curated record.